This is a messenger RNA of Colletotrichum destructivum, 1226 nucleotides long. RefSeq lists its product as uncharacterized. Bases 231 to 1085 code for a protein of 284 amino acids. NCBI's taxonomy places the organism in Eukaryota, Fungi, Ascomycota, Sordariomycetes, Glomerellales, Glomerellaceae. The transcript has 3 exons. The record is from RefSeq and is a predicted model, not a curated record.
UUGUGUAGGACGCCAGUGAACCAAGUCACGUCACGUAACGGAGACGAGGAAAAUCAGGACAGGACAGGCAGGGUCAGUGCUGUGCGUGCAGUGGCCUUCAUCCACCACGGCUUCUCAUCUCAUCUCAUCUUAUCUCAUCAAACUCUCCCUAACCUAAUCCACUCACUCACAACCACCGCCCUUCGUCACACGCCCGCACUUCUCACCCGAACCCCCGGGACUGCAUCACGAUGUCCCUCAUCCGCCUCAUCAUACGCACCGCGCCGCCGACAACACAGUCCAUCCCCUCCCUAUGGCCAUUCACGCUCCGUCCUCUACUCCGAAAAUCUCUUCAACCCCGUCAGCCAUGUAGUCCGAGGCGGCCUUUCGCCUCCGCCGCCCCGAAUCCCGCCCCCCGGACCGCAACAUCAAACCCGACCGGCGUCGGGGGCUCUACCCGGACCGGAAACCCCCAACUGCCCGAGAGACUACUUAUAUACCACUCAGGCACCGGCCGCACAGCCUUCCUAGCUUUUUGGAAGAUCACGAGUGUCUUCUCGUGCGCCUUCUUCUGCCUCGUCGCCGCACCCAGCUACAUCCGCGCUGAGGACAAGACCCUCGUACAGGCAGCAGGAUUGGCCGCCUGCGGCAUCAUCCCCCUCCUCUUCGUCGCCUACACCUCGGCCCCCUUCGUUACCUACAUCUAUCUCCGCCUGCCCCCUUACGCACGGCAGUCCCGCGCCCUCCUCGAACGCUACGUCCGCACUCUCCCGCCGACGGCCCAGCUCGAGAUUGGCACCAUGGGCCUCGCCACGCGGCCCCGAACGGCCCUCGUCACGGCCGCCGACCUCCGCCCCGUCACGCCGGGAGCCGCAGGAGGGAGCCUCGCGGCGCGUUUCGGCCUCGUCACGCACGUCCGCGACGUCUCAGCGCUCACAGCGAAGCGCAAGUGGCACCACUACCGUCCCGUGAGUCAGUUCGGCAUCCGCGAAGACAUCGCAACCUCCGGCGGUGGCAGCAAGAGCGGCGGCAAGGGCGCCAGCUACGGCGUCAAGGAUGGCUGGGUCUGGACCAUUGUCCGCGAGUCGUUGGGUAAGCGCAAGUAAGUUGUUGGUUGGUUGCGAUACCCAAGAUCCCCGCCGCGGCCAGCCAGGGUGGUAUUAUGUACGAUUCAAGCAGAAAAAAGGUGAGCGUCGGGAUUCGUAUACAAAGUAUACUUGGGAGGGUCUCGAUCCAGAGAAGAAGAA